Messenger RNA from Dentiscutata heterogama, 267 nucleotides. The record is from the annotation of a GenBank genome assembly. Lineage: Eukaryota; Fungi; Glomeromycota; Glomeromycetes; Diversisporales; Gigasporaceae.
CAAAUAUAUCUCUUCACUGAAAAUAUUGAAAAACAAACCUUCAUAAUGAAUAAUCUUACAAAUCAAGCUACUGGCGCUCAGCCUUCAAUAUCCCAAAAUACUACAGCGCAUAUAGACCUUCCUAUUAAUGCUAUAGCCGCACAUUUAAUCAAUGGUGCCAACCCCUUCGCUGAAAUACAACGCACGGAAACUCAAACAGUUCCUCUACAAAACGUACAACUUUCGGACGUAUUAUUUUCUGGCUCUUCAUUUGUACAACAUAAAUAA